AUGAUGUUCAUCACCUUCCCCGCCGCCAAGGACCCCACCUAUGAGCAGCGGCACCAAGGCCGGUCCUGCAUGACCAUCCUGACCAUGGCACGGUAUGAGUGGUUCGAGGAGUGGGCUGGGACCCGUACCAAGCACCGCGGUGCCCAGUACCAGCAAUACAAGAUGAGCAUCGUGGAGUUCGUGGAGGCAGCGUCCCCGCUCACCAACCAGCACUAUCUGGGGGCUCCCCGUGGGGAGAUGUAUGGGGCUGAGCAUGACGUUGCCCGCUUCAGUCCAGCUGUGGUGGCUGCCAUGAGAGCUGAGACACCAGUGAAGAACCUUUACCUGACGGGGCAGGAUGUGUUCAGCUGCGGGCUGGCAGGGGCCCUGCAUGGGGGGCUCAUCUGCGCCUCCACCAUCCUGGGCCGUCUGCUCUAUGUGGACCUGCUGCUCCUCAAGAAGAGGAUCAAGAGGCGCCAGGGCCGGCAAACGGCGUGA
Messenger RNA from Nestor notabilis (Kea), 477 nucleotides. Its product is annotated as all-trans-retinol 13,14-reductase-like. The coding region runs from base 1 to 477 and encodes 158 amino acids. The transcript is spliced from 4 exons. The record is from RefSeq and is a predicted model, not a curated record. Lineage: Eukaryota; Metazoa; Chordata; Aves; Psittaciformes; Psittacidae.